GUGUCUAUUAUUAAUAUCUGUUUGUUAUGAUGAGUUAUCGUUCGUGGAUGAAGAUGUCGCUAAAAACGGAAGUCAUAAGCUAGAAGAAGAAAAUAAUUACGUUUGACUUUCAUUCUUUCUUUCAGGAAGAUGACUGUAUUUAGAAUCCAUCCAUUUGUCUGGCUCUAAAACAGGAAUUCUGGGAGUUGGCCAAGUGUGGUCAGAUUGGCUAGGGCUUUCAUUAUGGCCGACACAAAUGGAAACCCUAAGUCCAAUAUGGCCACUCCUGAGCCACCAAAAAGUGGAAGUGGAGGCCCCAUCAUCAAAGCUUCGCAGGAGCCCGAUGAAUACCAGCAAGCCAUUCAUAUCAUCCUGGUCACUGUGGUCAGUGUGAUUGGAAUUGUGGGUAUUAUUGCACUCAUUCUGCUGCUGUGGCGGUACGUGAGAAAUCGACGAGAAGAACGUCACCGAAGACACCACAGAAGUCCCAGUCUGCAGUCUAUUUCUGUUGAAGUGAGCAACAAACAACUUCCUGUGGUUCUUCUACUGUAUUCCUAUGACUGCCCCAUGCAUGAAAAGGUUGUGCAAGCUCUCGGCGGGUUUCUUAUGGAAGCGUGCAGCUGCAAUGUGACCCUUGACCUGUUUGAGGAGCAGAUCAUACACGACCAGGGACUGGAUGACUGGCUCGUUGAGCGGUUGCAGGAUGCAGAUUUCAUAAUUGUCGUGUGUUCAGUGGGAGCCAGACUGAGAUGCUCAAAGAAACGAAUCAAAUUCAAAGUCGACGCUCUCAGGACGUUGCCCGAUUAUUUUGCUGUCGCCGUCGACUAUGUCGCAGAGAAAAUGCGCGCCGAGCGGACGAAAGGUUUAUCAAUGUCCAAGUUCGUGACUCUUUAUAUGGAUUAUUCAACAGCUAGUGACAUUCCUCCCCAGCUAGAAACAGGAACCAAGUUCUGUCUGAUGAAAGACAUCGGUAAACUUUACAGUCAUCUGCACUGCCCUGAAUCAGAGGACCGAAAAGCCACAUUCCCGUUGAUGACAGAGAGUACGUAUCAGGACACGGAGAUUGGUGCCGAGUUGUAUGUCGCCAUCGAGCAGGCGAAGGACUAUUUUUCACGACACCCAAAUUGGGUGGAAGACAGACUGGAGCCAGUGUCGGCAGCUGCCAGUGGCAAGAACAAGAAGCGCCACAAGCGAAAGACCUCCCUGGAGCAGCCCCUCCUGCCCAGCAGCUGUGGAGAAGAUAAGAUAAAGAUGCUCACCAAUUGUCUCGACACUACGGUCGAAGUUCACACACUUCCACGAGUGAUCAACAUGGACGAGACGCCCAUGAAUUCGUUCCUGUACAGUCGACAGAACUCUCUCCCUUCCUCGCUCAGCAGUCACGUGACCCCGCACGUCUCCACCAACCACAUUAGCAUCUCCAAAAGCUUUGACAGUUUUUACCAUAACGGUCGCAGCGGUGGCGGUGAUUGCGACGAGCUGCCUCCGUGUAUCGUGUGCGGGAAAUACGUGCACACUGACGGGAAGGUGUCGUGCCGGAAACAGACCGAACCUCCAGAGAUCGAGGUCGACAGUAUCGAGUACAUCCCACCGAAGAACAAGAGCAAGUCGAUGCCCGUGGUGUACGGCACCGACUUUACCAGUGGCUCCCCCCACACCGUGCUUCACGCGGAGGUGCACAACGAGUGGGAGAGCGACGGGCGGACCUCGCGGCUGUCCGACUCGCAGGACUCGGUGUCGCUGUCCGGCUCGGACACCCUGGAGCGUGACCUGCGCUCGAUCAAAGUGCUGCCCACAUUCGACCACGUGCAUUACUCGGCGUCGGCAUACAUGCUCAGCGAGCUGUCUCCGCUGAGAAGUCUCUCAUCGUCGGCGAUCGUAUCAUCGCUGUCCGACUACCGGAUCCGAGUGGUCCCGACCCUUGUGCCGGUUAGUCAGCGAGUGAUGAUGGAACCGGAUGGGAACUUCAUGGCUCAAGAGGGGCAGGUGGUUAGUUUGUAAGUCUUUACGUGUGAUGGCUGAUAAACCAAGUGAUGAAUUUUUGUCACCAUCCAAGGGUUGACUAAUAAUUGGAAUGACAAAAAGGUGUUACAAUUUUUUGUAAGAUUGACAGUUUUUUCUGUAAUUUAACGUAUAGAAAAGUGACUCAGUUGAAAAAAUUGCCUCAUUUAAUUUUUUAAAGUCAUAAUUUCUUAUAUUUUCUUUCCUACUUUUUUGAUGUAUAAUAUUUGUAAAAAAAAAAAAAAAAAACUAAACUGAAAAGCAUACACUUAGUACAUGCUUGCAGUAACGCAAAGCCUAGUUUUAUUAGUGGGUUGCACCAAUAACUGGGCUUUGAGUUAUGGCAAACAAACUUCAUUUUUUUUAAAGAUUGACUUGUAUCAAUUAGUUCUGAAAUUAUUCAACAUUUGAACAGAAAAGGAUCCAUUAAAGAUUGCAUAGAGCUGUUUGAAAUCCAAUAUUUAGUGUAUCCCACUAAUGAACUUGUAUUAAUUAUUUACAGGGUACUGUGUGAAUCUUUCUGCUGUCAAGUUGGUAGUCACCAAAAGUACAGUGUUUGACCACAGUUUAAUAAUCACUAGAAUCAAUAUGUUUUAUCGAUUCUGAACCGAAUUAUGAGCUGUACUUACUGACCUUUUAUACGCCAGUCUACGGUGGGUCGUAUUAUGGUAUGGUGUUGUCCGUCAUUCUGUUAACAUUUUCUUGUCCAGAUCAUAUCUUGCAUACAGGACCAUCAAACCUCACAUGUAGGAACAACUUGGGAUGGCGGUGUGCCACUUACUAUUACUAGAUCAUUGUUAUCUACUUUUCAAGGUCUACUGCACAUAACAGUAAAUCCUUGUCUGGAUCAUAUCUUGCAUACAAAUGCAUGCAGUACCAUCAGACCUCACAUGUAGGAACAACUUGGGAUGGUUGUGUGUCACAUACAAUUACUAGAUCACUGUGAUAAAAUAAAUCAAAUAAUUUGUCUAUAUAAUUAUAAAUGUGUCACCAAGAGUACCUAUGAUAAACCAAAUUUCUCUUUCUAAUAAAGAACAAUAACUUCAUUAAUCAGACUGCACCUUAUCCAAUGGAUACAGUAUCAUCAGUAGUUGGUCCAAAACAAACUGUUCAUCCAUCUCAUUGAAAAAUUUUCACAUAAUUAGAAUUGAAUCAUACCCAUUGGUAACAUAUUCAUUAAUAUCUAUGGUUUUUCAUAAAACUCCUGACAGGCGUAUCUUGUACCUCACUGGUACUCUUUUGUUAACUUUUGUUGAUUUAUAGGGCAUUCAGUGUUCUCGCUGCUCCAUUUAAGCGGGGCGCCCCACCCCGCUAUUCCAUUUCCCGCCCUCCUUUCACGUUCCUCGCCCUCCUUUAUUUUUGAACGCCCUCCUUUAUUUUUGAGCGCCCCUCUUAAAUUCCAACACCUAUCUCUGCUAUUUCCAAAUGCACUUUUUUCCACACAAAACGAUCAGUCUGCACACUGGACAUCAAAGGAAACGAGCCGCGUUGUGUACGAAAAAGCAAUUGACGAAACAUUUACGACAGUUACCGUA
Molecule: messenger RNA, 3515 nt
Organism: Gigantopelta aegis
Lineage: Eukaryota; Metazoa; Mollusca; Gastropoda; Neomphalida; Peltospiridae
Exons: 6
Coding region: 223-1980 (585 amino acids)
Molecular function (GO): interleukin-17 receptor activity
Source: RefSeq, a predicted model, not a curated record